This is a messenger RNA of Malania oleifera, 1423 nucleotides long. RefSeq names its product probable E3 ubiquitin-protein ligase HIP1. The record is from RefSeq and is a predicted model, not a curated record. The coding region runs from base 180 to 1205 and encodes 341 amino acids. Gene Ontology annotation, molecular function: ubiquitin protein ligase activity. Lineage: Eukaryota; Viridiplantae; Streptophyta; Magnoliopsida; Santalales; Ximeniaceae. The transcript has 5 exons.
GCGCCACCAUAACCGCCAGGCCACACCCACACUCCACCCCCACCCCUUCCCCUUCAAAAACAAUAUCUCUGGCACUUCCCAUUCUCUUCGUCUCUCUCAAUCAUGCAUCAAACUUCCUCUCCAUUUCUUCCCUCAUCGAGCUGAUCGAGCCAACCAAUGUCAAAUGUUCCUCUUAGCUAAUGGAUCAUACUUCAGAACCAACCAGUCAAUCCACAGAGGAGGAAGACUGCCACUCGGUCUCCCUGCCACCAUCCCGGAGCAUUUUGGUUGCACGAAGGUCGAACCAAGUAUGUGCCCCUGCUACCAUCCAAUCAUCACCAAGCCUAAUCAUACCCAGACCCCCUCAUCCACUUUCACGAGGUAGCAUGACAAGGGGCAUUCAUGAAAGUUCAGACAUAACAUUAUCAUGUGUGAUUGAGCAGAUUAGAAGCAUUUGUGUCGGUAUCGAAAAUCUGUCUAAUCGUGGAGCUUGCCCAAGACCACCCGUCAGUCGUAUUCUUCGUCGCCAUUUACCCCAGUCUCAGGCUCACCGUGGGCUACCACAUGCCUUGCCCUCUACGGUGCUCACAACCGGAUCUGCUCCUAGGACUACAGCAGGUUCCCCACACCAUCGAAUCCGAGCUCUUACUAACUCGGAUGAAAACCGAGCGCAGAAUGAGGAUGACAUCAGUCUCAUGAUGCAUCAACAUGAGGAAACUAUACUCUAUAUGCUAAGGAUACUCAACAACUUGUUAGAAGGAUCGCUUUCGGUACUGAUUUCACAGGCUGACAAUGGAGUGAACUUCCGGGUUGUGUCUGAGCAGGAACACAACAUUCCAUUCAAUAGCCAAUCCUUAAUGGUCCAGCUUACCGAAAGAUACGAUCAUUAUCGAGGGAUGCGGCUCGAUGUGGAUAACAUGUCUUAUGAGGAGCUAUUGGCUUUGGAAGAUCGAAUCGGGUAUGUCAGCACAGGAUUGACCGAAGAGGCAGUCACAAAAUCUCUAAAACACAGUAAAUACUUUUUGUUUGCAGAAGAGAAUGCUGAGAAAGAAUCCUGCGCCGUCUGUCAGGAGGAUUAUGUGGAAGAGGAUGAGCUUGGAACACUAGACUGUGGUCAUGCCUUCCACACUGCUUGUAUUAUACAGUGGCUCAGAUGCAAAAAUCAAUGUCCUAUAUGCAAAUCCACUGGUUUGUGCACAUUACUGCAGGCUCAUCAUAAUCUGUAACAUAGUUAUGUCAAAGCUUAGUCUUCAUUUUCUUUGUAAAGAGGUUUAUUUAUUGUGUAAGUCAGAUCGAGGGCCAAAGUUUAGUCUUGAUUUUCUUUGUAAAGAGGGUUGUUUAUCAUGUGAGUUGGAGAACAUUUCUAUGGUAACAAAAUGUACAGAUUCAGGUGUUCAUCAUGUAAACAUUUAAGCAAGUGAAUUUUUAAGGGGGCAUUCUUUUU